CAACCUAUGUUCAAAAGCUGUGUGACAUGGGCAAGCUACUUAAUCUUUCUGAGCCUCAAUUGACCGUCUAUAAAAUGGGUCAUUGAUCACUGCCUCAUAUAGCUGUUGGGAGAAUGAAGUUAGGUUGUUUGUAUAGAGUGUCUGGCACCUAGCAAUGUUCAAUAAUGAUAGGGGUGUGGGGCUGUUUCUGUUCAAGGCCAAGGUCAGGGCCCUCUCCACUCCACUCCUAAUCCCAAAAGAGAAAAAUGAAAAAUAGGUUCCAGUGCCUUCACUCCAACCCCCAGUAUAAUAAAGACAGAAACACCUUUAGCCCCCAGUCCCCUCCUCCCCCCCAAAGUAUGGGUGCAGGGGUGCCAGUGACUGUCAGUUUCCCUCAUCUCCUCCUUGGUCCUGCAACUUCCCACUAUAUUUCUCUGGAAUCAGCUGUGGCCAGAGGGAUAUUAGUGAAAGCCAGGCCAAGGUCUCUGGGGUCUUGGUUCAAGUGUAGAGGCUGCAGAGGUGGGAGAAGUACAGAGAAGAAACCCCAGUCAGAGUCCCAGAAGGCAGGCAGCCUGUUGGGGGUAGCCAGGUGGGAAAUCACUCAGCCAUAGAAGAGCCUCUACCCUCCCCCAGGAGGUCAGACACCGUCAGGAAUUUCCCAGGGCCCUUCGCCUCGGGUCAGCGGGUCAGAGUUAGCAGGGCCACCGGGCCUGAGGGCCUGAGGAGUUUGAAGAAACCUGGCUUUGGCCUAAGUGGCUUGGGGGAAGGGAAGGUGGCGCGGAGGAAGGGGACUCGAACCUGUGAUGGCUGGAAGUCCUCUGGGCAGUGUGGCCGGACCUGGGUCCCACUGGGGAGUGGCAGCCUCCUCGUCACCCGCCUGCCCCGGCAGCCCUGACAUUGGGGAACAAAAGCAUUCGGUUCCUGUAGCAACGGCGGCUCCAGCUGCUGCAAAGUUCCGGGGAGGCGGGCGGAGGGCGGCUGAGUCACCGCCCCCUCCCCCGCCGCCCGCGCGGCACCGCCCCCAGGGGCUGAGGGCUGCCCCUUGUCCCCCUCCCGGUUCUGCCCGCGUUUUCCUGCUUAAGGAGGAACCCCCUUCCCCAAGAGAGCGACCCUCUCUGGCAGUUGGAGCGGCAGGGCUGCACAGAGGGGGUCGCGCCCUCCCCUCGGCCCAGUCCCCCAGCUCCGGAGGCAGGAUGGAGGGUGUGCGCCCCCCGGGGCAACAGAGCUCUGGGAGAGCAGCUCCUGAGGACCCUGUCCUCCGGUCCGAGCACUGGCAGAGGACCCGAAGGCAUCGAGUGGGGGUCCCUGCCUGCGUGGCGGCCUGGGCAGGGCGGGCGGCGAGCGCCCGGGAGGCGGAGGGGCAAGGGACAUAGGAUGACCCCAGCCUGUCCCCUCUUACUGUCUGUGAUUCUGUCCCUGCGCCUGGCCGCCGCCUUCGACCCCGCCCCCAGUGCCUGCUCUGCCCUGGCCUCGGGUGUGCUCUACGGGGCCUUCUCGCUGCAGGACCUCUUUCCUACCAUCGCCUCGGGCUGCUCCUGGACCCUGGAGAACCCUGACCCCACCAAGUACUCCCUCUACCUGCGCUUCAACCGCCAGGAGCAGGUGUGCGCACACUUUGCCCCCCGCCUGCUGCCCCUGGACCACUACCUGGUCAACUUUACCUGCCUGCGGCCUAGCCCCGAGGAGGCAGUGGCCCAGGCGGAGUCAGAGGUGGGGCGGCCAGAGGAGGAGGAGGCGGAGGCGGCAGCGGGGUUGGAGCUGUGCAGCGGCUCGGGCCCCUUCACGUUCCUGCACUUCGACAAGAACUUUGUGCAGCUGUGCCUGUCGGCUGAGCCCUCCGAGGCCCCGCGCCUGCUGGCGCCUGCUGCCCUAGCCUUCCGCUUUGUCGAGGUCUUGCUCAUCAACAACAACAACUCCAGCCAGUUCACCUGUGGUGUGCUCUGCCGCUGGAGUGAGGAGUGUGGCCGCGCUGCCGGCAGGGCCUGCGGCUUUGCUCAGCCAGGCUGCAGCUGCCCUGGAGAGGCGGGGGCCGGUUCCGCCACCACCACAUCUCCAGGCCCUCCUGCUGCCCACACCCUGUCCAAUGCCCUGGUGCCCGGGGGCCCAGCCCCACCUGCUGAGGCCGAUUUGCACUCGGGGAGCAGCAAUGAUCUAUUCACAACCGAGAUGAGAUAUGGUGAGGAGCCGGAAGAGGAACCGAAAGUGAAAACCCAGUGGCCGAGGUCUGCAGAUGAGCCUGGGCUAUACAUGGCGCAGACAGGCGACCCGGCGGCUGAGGAGUGGUCCCCGUGGAGCGUGUGUUCCCUGACGUGUGGGCAGGGUCUGCAGGUGCGGACCCGCUCCUGCGUGUCCUCCCCCUAUGGGACCCUGUGCAGCGGGCCCCUGCGGGAGACCCGGCCCUGCAACAAUUCAGCCACCUGCCCAGUGCACGGCGUGUGGGAGGAGUGGGGGUCCUGGAGCCUGUGCUCCCGCAGCUGCGGGCGGGGGUCCCGGAGCCGGAUGCGGACCUGCGUGCCCCCCCAGCACGGCGGCAAGGCCUGCGAGGGUCCUGAGCUGCAGACUAAGCUCUGCAGUAUGGCUGCCUGCCCGGUGGAAGGCCAGUGGCUAGAAUGGGGUCCCUGGGGCCCAUGCUCCACGUCCUGUGCCAAUGGGACCCAGCAGCGCAGCCGGAAGUGCAGUGUGGCGGGCCCAGCCUGGGCCACAUGCACGGGUGCCCUCACUGACACCCGGGAGUGCAGCAACCUCGAGUGCCCGGCCACUGAUAGCAAGUGGGGGCCAUGGAAUGCAUGGAGCCUGUGCUCUAAGACGUGUGACACAGGCUGGCAGCGCCGCUUCCGCAUGUGCCAGGCCACGGGCACGCAGGGCUACCCCUGCGAGGGCACCGGAGAGGAGGUGAAGCCUUGUAGUGAGAAGAGGUGUCCAGCCUUCCACGAGAUGUGCAGGGAUGAGUACGUGAUGCUGAUGACGUGGAAGAAGGCAGCUGCUGGUGAGAUCAUCUACAACAAGUGCCCCCCGAACGCCUCAGGGUCUGCCAGCCGCCGCUGUCUCCUCAGUGCCCAAGGCGUGGCGUACUGGGGGCUGCCCAGCUUUGCUCGCUGCAUCUCCCAUGAGUACCGCUACCUGUAUCUGUCACUUAGGGAGCACCUGGCCAAGGGGCAGCGCAUGCUGGCGGGCGAGGGCAUGUCACAGGUGGUGCGCAGCCUGCAGGAGCUACUGGCCCGGCGCACCUACUAUAGUGGGGACCUGCUCUUCUCUGUGGACAUUCUGAGGAAUGUCACUGACACCUUUAAGAGGGCCACCUACGUGCCCUCAGCUGAUGAUGUGCAGCGCUUCUUCCAGGUGGUGAGCUUCAUGGUGGAUGCGGAAAACAAGGAGAAGUGGGACGAUGCUCAGCAGGUGUCGCCUGGCUCUGUGCACCUGCUCCGUGUCGUGGAGGACUUCAUUCACCUGGUGGGCGAUGCUCUCAAGGCCUUCCAGAGCUCUCUGAUUGUCACGGACAAUCUAGUGAUCAGCAUUCAGCGAGAGCCCGUCUCAGCUGUGUCCAGCGACAUCACGUUCCCCAUGCGGGGCCGCCGGGGCAUGAAGGACUGGGUGCGGCACUCAGAGGACCGCCUCUUCCUGCCCAAGGAGGUGCUCAGCCUCUCCUCCCCAGGGAAACCAGCCACAUCUGGGGCAGCAGGCAGCCCUGGCAGGGGGAGGGGCCCAGGAACGGUGCCCCCUGGCCCGGGCCACUCCCACCAGCGCCUCCUCCCAGCAGACCCCGAUGAGUCCUCCUACUUUGUGAUUGGUGCUGUGCUCUACCGCACCCUUGGCCUCAUCCUGCCGCCCCCCAGGCCCCCACUGGCCGUCACAUCGCGGGUGAUGACAGUGACUGUGCGCCCCCCUACCCAGCCUCCAGCCGAGCCCCUCAUCACUGUGGAGCUCUCCUACAUCAUCAAUGGCACCACGGAUCCCCAUUGCGCCAGCUGGGACUACUCCAGAGCAGAUGCCAGCUCAGGAGACUGGGACACUGAAAAUUGCCAGACCCUGGAGACCCAGGCAGCUCACACCCGCUGCCAGUGCCAGCACCUGUCCACCUUUGCUGUGCUGGCCCAGCCGCCCAAGGACCUGACCCUGGAGCUGGCGGGCUCCCCCUCGGUCCCCCUGGUGAUCGGCUGUGCGGUGUCAUGCAUGGCACUGCUCACCCUGCUCGCCAUCUAUGCCGCCUUUUGGAGGUUCAUAAAAUCUGAGCGCUCCAUCAUCUUGCUGAACUUUUGCCUCUCCAUCUUGGCAUCCAACAUCCUGAUCCUCGUGGGCCAGUCCCGGGUGCUGAGCAAGGGCGUGUGCACCAUGACGGCUGCCUUCCUGCACUUCUUCUUUCUCUCCUCCUUUUGCUGGGUGCUUACCGAGGCCUGGCAGUCCUACCUGGCUGUCAUUGGGCGGAUGCGCACCCGCCUCGUUCGCAAGCGCUUCCUCUGCCUGGGCUGGGGUCUGCCUGCCCUGGUGGUGGCCGUGUCUGUUGGCUUUACCCGAACCAAAGGAUACGGUACAUCCAGCUACUGCUGGCUCUCCCUGGAGGGCGGCCUGCUCUACGCCUUUGUGGGCCCUGCAGCCGUCAUUGUCCUGGUGAACAUGCUCAUCGGAAUCAUCGUCUUCAACAAGCUCAUGGCACGUGAUGGCAUCUCCGACAAAUCCAAGAAGCAGAGGGCCGGGUCGGAGCGGUGCCCCUGGGCCAGCCUGCUCCUCCCCUGCUCAGCGUGUGGAGCGGUCCCCAGCCCCCUGCUCAGCUCAGCCUCGGCCAGGAACGCCAUGGCCUCACUUUGGAGCUCCUGCGUGGUGCUGCCCCUGCUGGCGCUCACCUGGAUGUCUGCCGUCCUGGCUAUGACAGACCGUCGUUCCGUCCUCUUCCAGGCCCUCUUUGCUGUCUUCAACUCUGCGCAGGGCUUUGUCAUCACUGCUGUGCACUGCUUCCUGCGCCGAGAGGUCCAGGAUGUGGUGAAGUGCCAGAUGGGGGUGUGCCGGGCUGAUGAGAGCGAAGACUCCCCUGACUCAUGUAAGAACGGGCAGCUGCAGAUCCUGUCAGACUUUGAAAAGGAUGUGGAUCUGGCUUGUCAAACAGUUCUGUUCAAGGAGGUCAACACUUGCAACCCGUCCACCAUCACGGGCACACUGUCCCGCCUGUCCCUGGAUGAGGAUGAGGAGCCCAAGUCCUGCCUCGUGGGCCCUGAGGGCAGCCUCAGCUUCUCACCACUGCCUGGGAAUAUCCUGGUGCCCAUGGCAGCCUCACCAGGGCUGGGGGAGCCGCCGCCCCCGCAGGAGGCCAACCCUGUGUACAUGUGUGGGGAGGGCGGCCUGCGGCAGCUGGACCUCACAUGGCUGCGGCCCACUGAGCCGGGCUCUGAGGGCGACUACAUGGUGCUGCCUCGGCGGACUUUGAGCCUGCAGCCUGGCGGUGGGGGUGGAGGCGGUGAGGAUGCCCCCAGGGCUCGGCCGGAGGGGACCCCCCGGCGGGCUGCCAAGACAGUGGCCCACACUGAAGGCUACCCCAGCUUCCUGUCCGUGGACCACUCGGGCCUGGGGCUGGGCCCUGCCUAUGGGUCUCUCCAGAAUCCCUAUGGAAUGACCUUCCAACCGCCACCACCGACACCCAGCGCCCGCCAAGUGCCCGAGCCAGGGGAGCGCAGCCGGACCAUGCCUCGCACCGUGCCUGGCUCUACCAUGAAGAUGGGCUCCCUGGAGCGAAAGAAAUUACGGUAUUCAGACCUGGACUUUGAGAAGGUGAUGCACACCCGGAAACGGCAUUCAGAACUCUACCACGAGCUCAACCAGAAGUUCCACACUUUUGACCGCUACCGCAGCCAGUCCACGGCCAAGAGGGAGAAGCGGUGGAGUGUGUCCUCGGGUGGGGCGGCCGAGCGGAGCGUGUGCACCGAUAAGCCCAGCCCCGGGGAGCGCCCCAGCUUGUCCCAACAUCGGCGCCAUCAGAGCUGGAGCACCUUCAAAUCUAUGACACUGGGCUCGCUGCCCCCCAAGCCCCGAGAACGGCUGACUCUGCACCGGACAGCAGCCUGGGAGCCCACAGAACCACCGGAUGGUGACUUCCAGACAGAGGUGUGAGUGCCACGCUGGACUGCCCACUGCAUAUAAAUAUAUAUAUCUCUCUAUUUUCACACUCCACUUUGGAACUACCCAGGAGCCAGCGCCCUCUCCCCUCUCCCGAGGGCUGGGCAGGGAGGCGCCGUGGACUCAGCCAGGCUUGGGGAGCCAGACAUGGCUUGGCCUAGGGGCCCAGGGCCCUUCCUUGUUUCUCAGAGGCCCCUCAGUCACUGGAACCCCAUCUUCAGCCCAGCCUGUCCGUCCCUGUCCC
Messenger RNA from Chlorocebus sabaeus (green monkey), 6325 nucleotides. It is a transcript of the gene ADGRB2, whose product is annotated as adhesion G protein-coupled receptor B2. Gene Ontology annotation, cellular component: plasma membrane. Gene Ontology annotation, biological process: cell surface receptor signaling pathway; negative regulation of angiogenesis; G protein-coupled receptor signaling pathway. The record is from RefSeq and is a predicted model, not a curated record. Lineage: Eukaryota; Metazoa; Chordata; Mammalia; Primates; Cercopithecidae. Gene Ontology annotation, molecular function: G protein-coupled receptor activity.